AUGUUCCGUUCAUCGUUUCUCUACUUCGGAUUCAUUUUGAUAAUAAUAUAUCCAUCCUUGCAAUAUAGUGAUGUUGUGAAGAUGAAAGUCAUUAAUUCAGAAAUGAAUUACGCAAAAAGUAUAAUGAAACGACAGUUAGGCAAACACAACAGUACACUUGAUGAAUAUAUUCACUGUGAACAGAAACGUUCGAAUGCCCAUCAUGGAAUGGUGGUUAAUAAACGUUUAAGGGAAUUUAUUGAUUCAAGAAAGAAAUUUCACAGAUUUGCUCACCUUGUACUGAAAGAUAUUUUCAAUGAAGUCAGUUCUCAGGCAACUCUGCAAGCGUUACAAGUAUUGGAAAAAUGGAAUAAAGAAUAUUCUAUAACUAUUAAUUUUCCAAUUUUUGUCGAAGAAUAUAGUAAUUUAUCCUAUAUAAAGCUUAUAGAAAAAGAAAACAGUUUGAUUGAAAUAAUGAAUCGUUCAUUGUUUCUGUACAUUUUUGUUCUUCAGACAAUUAUAAUUCACUCAACGUUACAAGAUGGUUAUGAAAAUAGUCUGAGAGAGAUGGAAGGUCGAUUGGGUCUAUUGAAACGACUUUCAGAGAACCGUCGUAGAAUAGUUGAUAUAUAUAUGGAAUGUGCUCAAAAUUAUAUGUGGUCGCUUACUGGACUUACUGUGAAUAGAGUUAAAGGUACUCUGAUAAGUGAAUUAAAAAUCAAAUAUCAAGCGAUUGGUGAAAUGAAUAUGAAUUAUUAUGCAGCUAUGAUACUGAAAAAUAUUUCCGUAGAUAUCAAUAAUAAACGAAUAGAACUUUCUAAGCAAUGGAAUAAUGUUUUAAAUAAAUUAAAUCAGUCAGCAGUUGUAAUAACUGUAUAA
Schistosoma turkestanicum is the source of this 858-nucleotide messenger RNA. The record is from the annotation of a GenBank genome assembly. Lineage: Eukaryota; Metazoa; Platyhelminthes; Trematoda; Strigeidida; Schistosomatidae.